This is a messenger RNA of Carassius carassius (crucian carp), 618 nucleotides long. RefSeq names its product diphthamide biosynthesis 3 (gene dph3). The record is from RefSeq and is a predicted model, not a curated record. The coding region runs from base 41 to 298 and encodes 85 amino acids. The transcript is spliced from 3 exons. NCBI's taxonomy places the organism in Eukaryota, Metazoa, Chordata, Actinopteri, Cypriniformes, Cyprinidae. Gene Ontology annotation, molecular function: metal ion binding. Gene Ontology annotation, biological process: protein histidyl modification to diphthamide.
ACAGCACCGGCGAGGACGUCUGAGUAGUAACUAAUCUAGAAUGACGGUGUUUCACGACGAGGUUGAAAUAGAGGAUUUUGAGUACGAUGAAGAAACAGAAACAUAUUAUUUUCCUUGUCCAUGUGGCGACAGAUUCGCGAUAACGAAGGAGGAUCUUGAGAAUGGUGAAGAAGUGGCCACCUGUCCGAGUUGCUCACUUAUAGUAAAAGUAAUCUAUGAUAAGGAGCAGUUCAUGUGUGGAGAAGUAAUUGAAGCACCAAAAACAUUAGAAAACAAACUGGAGCUGGCCCAGAGUUGAGAGAUAGACAUCGACUUGACUCUUGACCCGAUCCUUUGCUCUGAUAAUGGACUUAUACGCACAUCUGUCAUUUUACAGUUACUCACUACAUAUGCAGAUUUUUUUGUAAGGAUACUGACCACAUGGACUUGAUACAUUUAGUACCAAGAUUUUGCACACAAGUUACUAUUCUGUUAAAGUUAUUUAUUAAAAAAAAUAAAGUUCAAGUUUUUGCUUGAAAAUACAUGUUCAGGAAUUUAGAACAUCUGGAGUUUGAUUAUGUUGUAUAAAGACUUGUAUACAAUAAUACUGAAAUAAUUAAAUGACCUCUUCAUUGUCAA